GUUCAAUUAAAUCUUAUAACUGUGCAAAACAUUUUUUUGGAGAAUGGAAAUUCAGUUUUUGUGCCUUUUAGUUGUAAUUUAUUGCACAACAGCAUCAACGGCAUCCACAACAGACUCAGCUGACAAACCAAAGUUUAGUGAUUUUCGUGACUUGAAGCUGGAUCAAAGGGAUUCCUCAAAGGAAAAUGACUCAAACAAGGCUCAUUCGCGGCAAAAACGACUAAUUUGGAUCACAGACGAUGGAAGACUUGCGUUACCGCCUGGCACGGCACUCACAAUUACUCCAAGUUUAACGUUACCUUUGGUGCGUUACCCGCCCGAUGGAUUUUUCUCCAAUAUUUCGUUGAGUUUGCCGGUUACAAUGGAUUUCGAUAAACUUGGACUCACGGAUAACCAAAAUCCGUUGGGAGUGUUGCCUCCGUUGCUAGCUCGGAGUAUGGGACGUGCUGCUGGGACCUUACUCGGCGACUAUAUCAGUCAAUUUUUGAAGUCUCGAGCGAAGAGGAGGGCAAAACGUGAAUUAAGUAACGAAAUGUUUCACAUUGAGUACAACGAGAUACCCGAAAGUGAUGAUGAAAAGCCGCCCAAGCUGCCGGAAUCGCAUCAACAUGCCUUUCAUGGAGGGGAAAGAGCUUUGUUGUAUCCCGUGCUGGAAGAUUUACUUCACACAUUUGGCGUUGAUGGGAGGGCGUGUUUGCUGAGGGCGAUUUGUGAGAUAAAUGCAAAGGAUGUGAAGCAUCUCGGGUUGUUCGGGGAGAUGAUGAAGUUGUUUCUGACAGCGUCACAAUCGCCAUUUGCAGAGUUGAUGGAUGACUAUGUGAAAGCGGAAAAGGUUGGAAAAGGAGAAUUAUCGCCGGCAGAGUGCUUUCCGUACUAUAAAGAGUGUCCGAAGAGUUUGUUUAAGCAGGAUAGGAAUAAAUAUCGGGACAAAAACGCCGAGAACGACACCCGAAACAACCAAAUGUGAUACAAAAAUCGACAACACAAGGAAUAAUUUUUAAGAUGGUUGGCCAUAAUUUGUUUCCCAAAGGGCUUCUACUGU
Culicoides brevitarsis is the source of this 1042-nucleotide messenger RNA. RefSeq lists its product as uncharacterized. The coding region runs from base 44 to 967 and encodes 307 amino acids. The transcript is spliced from 4 exons. Lineage: Eukaryota; Metazoa; Arthropoda; Insecta; Diptera; Ceratopogonidae. The record is from RefSeq and is a predicted model, not a curated record.